Thyridium curvatum is the source of this 1242-nucleotide messenger RNA. RefSeq lists its product as uncharacterized. Gene Ontology annotation, biological process: transmembrane transport. The transcript is spliced from 2 exons. Bases 1 to 1242 code for a protein of 413 amino acids. The record is from RefSeq and is a predicted model, not a curated record. Gene Ontology annotation, cellular component: endoplasmic reticulum membrane; Golgi membrane. Gene Ontology annotation, molecular function: UDP-N-acetylglucosamine transmembrane transporter activity. Lineage: Eukaryota; Fungi; Ascomycota; Sordariomycetes; Thyridiales; Thyridiaceae.
AUGACCACCAAUUCCAACGCUCGCAGACGCCAUUCGCACCAGAAACCGCCCAAACAUGUCGUCUGUUCGGGCCACCGAGUAAUAAACGCCGCUCCCUCUCUGGAGAAGGCCGAGAUGUACGGGGUCGACGACGAGCGACCCUUCUUCUCGCGGGCCAUGGCCCUUGCGGGGAGAAUUUUCAUCGAGACAAUUCCGCAAUGGCUCACCAUCGGGGCUAUGCUGGCCCUGAUCUUCGGAGGCUGUUGUUCCAAUGUGUUUGCGCUUGAGGCUAUUAUCAAGGUCGAGCCAGCUAGCGGAACCCUCUUGACUUUUGUGCAGUUCAUAUUUGUGGCUGUUACGGGUUAUAUCUCUCAAUUCGACUCUAGUCGCCCACCACUCUUCAUCCGGCCCAACAAGGUGCCCCUCCGACGCUGGAUGAUCAACAUAAUACUCUUCUUCAGCAUCAACGUGCUGAACAACCAUGCGUUCAGCUAUGACAUCUCCGUCCCCGUCCACAUCAUCCUCCGGUCUGGAGGCAGUAUCACCACCCUCAUUGCCGGCUUUCUCUACGGCAAGAGAUAUUCGCGCAUUCAGGUGAUCGCGGUCAUUCUGCUGUCAAUCGGAGUCAUUACCGCCGCCUGGUCUGACGCGCAGAGCAAGGGGACCACGGCUAAUGCUACCCACGGCAAUUCGAGCUUCAUCACCGGGCUUGCCAUCCUCUUCUUCGCCCAGGUGUUGUCGGCCAUCAUGGGACUUUACACAGAGGAGACUUACAAGAUGUACGGCCCGCAGUGGAAGGAGAACCUAUUCUACUCCCAUAUGCUGUCCCUGCCGCUCUUCAUCCCGUUCCUACCUUCUCUGGUCCGUCAAUUCAUGAAACUGGCCAACAGCGCGCCGCUUACGCUCCCUUUCUCCAACAUCCUGGCUUCUGAACCCACAGCAGCCAUGGUGCAAAAGGGGAUCGAGAACAUCCAGAUCCCGAGCCAGCUCGUGUACCUGGUUCUCAACGUCUUGACACAGUACGCAUGCAUUCGAGGUGUUAAUCUUCUCGCAGCGGCAUCCUCGGCUCUCACGGUCACCAUUGUACUGAACAUCCGGAAGCUCAUCAGCCUGCUCUUUAGCAUCUGGCUGUUUGGAAACAGGCUUGCUCCUGGCACGCUGGUGGGUGCUGUGGUUGUCUUCUUCGCCGGAGGCCUGUAUUCCCUUGACGGCAAGAGGAAGCCCACCGCACGGCCACGUGCUGCUAGUGUAAAGGCCGGAUAG